This is a messenger RNA of Amphibalanus amphitrite, 4489 nucleotides long. RefSeq lists its product as uncharacterized. Bases 334 to 2004 code for a protein of 556 amino acids. The transcript is spliced from 2 exons. NCBI's taxonomy places the organism in Eukaryota, Metazoa, Arthropoda, Thecostraca, Balanomorpha, Balanidae. The record is from RefSeq and is a predicted model, not a curated record.
AUAAGCGCGUUUCCGAGUGUACAAAUGCAAUGCUUCGCUGACUUUGUUUAUCAGUAAUCCAGGUGAAAUUAUAACUGUGUGAUUUACUGCGGUAUUGGUGGUUAACAUCGCUCAACUGCAAAAAGUGAUGGGAAUAUUAUGAGACGGUUGUCUUGGAACAUCGCCUGUGAUCAUACGCAUGCACACGACUAUUUUCUUAGCGGUGUUCAACACGACUUCGCACACCAUGUUUCUUCACGGCCGAGCUGACACAGCUGUUGAAGACGCUAAUUUAAGGGGUCAGCUAAUUCAGAUUCACCGAGUUUCCUGCGUAUUGCUGCUCCACAAACAUCGAUGAGCAUGCGUUUUACGCAAUUACUCCUGCUUUUGACUUUGAUCUCGCUUUGCUGGUGCCGCAAAGGCGGUAGGAAGCUAGACUCGAUCAGUUGCGCUGACCGUAACCGUCUGAUCGGGAUCGCCGAGCGCGACCGGGUGGUGACGGUCGAGCGGCUGCCGGGCUCUCGGGUCAGCCUCACGUGCCACCACUGCGACGAGCGCGACGACCACUCCUCCAAGCGCUGGUACUUCACCACCGACCUGUGGGCGGUCGACGUGCCCGGAAAGCCAGUGGAGCUCGACGCCGGUGACUCGGCGCGCGUCACCGUCGGGCCAGACCACACGCUGGUGAUCAAAGAACUGGAUGUGAAUGACACCGGCAUGUACUACUGCUUCGAUCGGUACCACACGGACGGCCAGCACAAGUACAUCUACACGGUGGACAUGCUGUUCCCGCAGAGGACGCCGCCGGUGGAGGGAUCGACUGAACGCGACCUGGACAAAUACAAGGAGAAGUACAUCAACGAAACCACCACGAAGAAGCUCAAGACGUACUUCCGUUUCGAGGACAUCCAGCUGUAUUUGUCGUGGGCCCCGUGGUCGACGUGUCACGGCUGCAAGGGCCAGCCGGGCCAGAUGUGGCGUAUGGGGACGCUGCGACAGCGCAAUGUUGAUUUCGAGCAGGAUGACUUGAAGAACACCCGCGGAAGGACAUCGGUUUCCUACAAGACCGGUCUGGCAGCGCGCUCCAUGCAUGUCUUCUUGCACGAAAAGCAGCUGAGUCUGGUCUUACGGGAGCUGCCUGAUUAUCUUCAAAGGCGAAACUGCUCCAACCCACGACGCUGCAAGAGCAAAAAGAGUGCCGCCGACUCUCUUAGAGAGCGUUCCUUCCUGGCGGCUCUCGGACCGGCUCCUCGCAAGCGCUUUCAAGCAGCAGUCUUCGAACAGGACCCGGCCAUCCUCGAGUGUCCCUGGCCGCCCGAGAAGACAAUACGUAAGAAGCUGAAGAAGAUGGUAGCAGACACGGCGAUCGGCAGCAUGCUCGGCGUCCGCAUGGAGCGGCCACGGGACCGCGACAUCACCUGGUUCUACUAUAACCGCGUCAUCAACAAGUCGUCCGUGUUCGCCGACAGCGGCCACCGGAUGCGCGUGUCGCGCGACGGCCGUCUCAUGAUCGCCUCGGUACGUCGCGACGACCGCGGCCGGUACAGCUGCGCAGAGGAAGGCGUCGAGAUCGCUGUCAUCCAGCUCACCAUCAAGCCGACCUACAGUCUGGCGCAGUCGCGAACUUCGCUGCGCGUCCUGGCCAUCGGUUUCGUCCUCGACCUGUGUCUGUUCACCUUCUUCCUGGUGGUGCUGUACCGACAGAGGAGGGUGCAGCGACUGCUGGCAGGCGCCAGGUGGCGGCACGAACAACGUCAAGAGAGGAGAAGGGAGCAUGGCAGGAAGAAACGGUUCCUUCUGCAGCAGCGCAAACAGCUAGAGGCCGACCGCAGUCAGCUGAUAUCGGCCGGUGUCAGCGCGGACGAGGUGCUGAACCUGCUGGAGGACACGCUGCUCAAGGAUGACGGGGAGGAGGCGGACGUGGAGGAAGGCGAGGAGGGAGAGGGAGAGGAGGUGGAGGAGGAUGAAGAUGAGGGAGAGGAUGAGGACUUUGAGGAUGAGGACGAUGGUGAGAAUAUAGUGUAGCGAGAUAUUUUAGUGCUCAUUGCAUGUGAAGUGUCAAAUUAAGCUCGUUUUUAUUGAGAUUUGCGUCCGACUAUGUUUUUAGAUCCACUGCGCCCAUUUACCGGAGGACGAAGAUGCAUUACAGGACGUCGUGGCAUUUGUUAGAGCAUGUCAUGGGCUGCACAUAACCGAUUUCCUCAAUGAUGCUGACACCAGAAGUUGUAAAUGCUGAUAGCAUAUUCUGGUGUUAGCUUCAUUGUUAAGAUAUUACGGGCUAUGUGUGGUAUGGUUUGUUCUAAUGAAUGUCAUGACGUCCUGUUUGUGUCUUCGGUCGGUCCUUUGUUCGUGUGUCAGAUCUCUAGAAAACCGUGUUUGUGUUUUAUUGUUAAUCGUUGUGUGAAUGACCUGAACAUACGCAAUUUGACUUAAAACCUAGCGAGCACUUGUGUCAACGGUCUCUGAAUUGGUACUCACCAGCUUGAGGCUUGCCCCUGUGUUGCUGCGCAUUUCGUCCUUUUUUCGUUGGUUUCUUGUUCGUGGGUAGCACCACUUGAGAGCGAAACUCGAAAGGUCCAUGAACUGAAAUAAAAACACGGUUAUUUGGGACGCCAAGUUAAAUAACCGAUGCUUUUGGAAAAGGUUACGCGACAGAUCAGCACAAUUUAAUGGAGCAGCUGUUCUUGAGUCACUUUGACGAUCGAGCCGGAGCAGCAGGUUUUUAGACAGAUAAACGAUAAACCUGAAAUGUGUGUUUGUACUGUUUCCGGGCGUGAUACCUCCCCUGCUGCUGUUAUCUUCCCCGCCCCGGCCAGGCCGCUCCGCGCCGCUGCCGGUCGGGAAUACGAGUAUAUAUUCUCAGUUUCAUUAUGCAUCGAGCUGCCGUGUUAUUGCUGCGCUAUAAGGUGCUAACUCGCCGCGAUUUGUCGUCAGGCUGUAUAUACCUUGGUCAAAAGUGACGGUCACUCAAGCAGUGGAUGGCACUUAUAGUUGCUACAGGUGUUCCUUACAACGCUAAUGAAUUAGCUAUUGAUGGGUUGUAUAAAAUAUGCAUUACAGGGGAUGAAAACAAGUGAAGUGUUAAAUUAAUAAGUGAAAAGUGCAGCAUUGUUUUCUCUACGGAAGUGUAAGAAAUUUGUCACGUUUCAUCGGAAAAUAAAACAAAACGGCGAACAAAGAAUCGCUUAGUAAAUUGUGAGUAGCAUUCGUAAGCAUACACCUAUCUCGGCAUAAAAUGGAUUAUUUUGAGUGCAAACAUGGGCCUGAAUAUUGGAGAAAGAAAAACAAAAAUUGGAAAACAAGUACUCAGUACAAGCAACGAAUACCAUGUCUAUUUCCGGCCCAACCGCCUCGAAAAUUUGUGCUGGCAAUGAAGACAGAACCGGUCAUCGUAACCAUGCGUUUCUUAGGAAUCAAAGAGGAAGAAGAUUUGACCAAUCCAAUGCCUCGUCUGAGGAGAAAAUAUCUCCAAAAACUGUACAAUGCGCGUUCCAAAGUGGUGGUGUUCCAACAGCCUUGCGGUCUUUAUGCCCACAUGGUGUUUUCUAAAGUUAUCCGUCCUCGUGAUCACAUAACAUUCAGGUCAAUGCGUCGGGAGGGCCACCCAUUCUCACUGACCAUCUAUGUCGAUGGCUUUGACGUGACUCGAGUGAGCCAGUGCUGUGAGUACCGUCGGCAGGCUGGCGAACAUGUGGGCGGACCUCACGGCCACUUUAUAAUGGUGGACGUGGAGGGUGGCUAUCCAUGCUCUCGCUGCAUGGCGGCGAGAGACUAUCGCCUUCAGAAACAAGAAAAGGUGUUCCGUGACCUCGAUCGGCAGCUGCACGAAACAGUUCACUCUGCACGGAAGAAAAUACAGGCUUUGGAAGAGGAUUAUCUAGCAGACGUGGACUCCCACAAGUCUGUCAGCCGUCGGUCUACAACCUCAGCUGUGGGCAGCGCUGGCUCCGGCUCGCCGAAACAAGUGGUCUCGGUCACCGUCUCUUCCGCGAAACGGAAAGCGUCCGCCGCCUCUGCCGGUGGCAGUGUGAGUGCGAGCGGUGAGGACGGCGGCGAGGAGGGAGACGACAGCGGAAGUGACAGUGGAAGCGAUAGCGGUAGUGAUAGCGACUACGGAGGCGGGUCCAGCAGCGCUGACUCAGGCAGCGGCAGCGAUUCCGGGUCCGACAGUGGGUCUGAUGAAGAUUAAAUGACGUGGACGUUUGAAUCGCUAGUGUAAUCUGCUUGAAUGUCUCCUACUUUAUUACAUGUCGGUUUAAUUCACUUUGAUUAUACGCAAAGGACAACCUUUUAAUAGUUUGGCUCGCUUUCGAGUCACAAGGGACAUAAAUGCUAAGAUCGCAGCCCAAUUACUUUUGAAUUUUACUGAAUGAAUUUUACUGUGGCGAACCGCAUCCGAAACGAACGUGUCAAAGGACCCCACUUGAAAACUGACAAGAGGGGCAGCGUUACUGUUUAUUGGUCGCGUUUUGUAACGAUUGUGUUUCUAGUCAAUAUAAGAUGGUCAAAU